Cicer arietinum (chickpea) is the source of this 848-nucleotide messenger RNA. RefSeq names its product group 2 truncated hemoglobin 3-1. NCBI's taxonomy places the organism in Eukaryota, Viridiplantae, Streptophyta, Magnoliopsida, Fabales, Fabaceae. The record is from RefSeq and is a predicted model, not a curated record. Gene Ontology annotation, molecular function: heme binding; oxygen binding; oxygen carrier activity. Gene Ontology annotation, biological process: oxygen transport.
AAAUUAAGUAACUAAUGGACCGUGACCCCUACUCUCUCAUUUCAACGAAAACCGUGCAAUCCACGCAAACUAUAGUUAAAUAUCGUUAAUAUAAUUGGAGAAUGUUAUGUUGGUUAAUAUUAAAUAUGCCACAAACACACACAAGGAGAGAGAAAGAGAGAGAGAGAUGCAGAGUCUGCAACAGAAGGCAUCUGAAUGGAGUGGUGUUGAGACAGAGCAUGCUUUCCUCAUCGACGACACCAAUUUGUUUCAAAAGCUAGGCCUUCAAACUUUCCUAAACCUUUCUACCAAUUUCUACAACAGAGUGUAUGAUGAAGAGGAGGAGUGGUUUCGUUCAAUAUUUGCAAGCUCUGAGAAAGAAAAGGCAAUUCAAAACCAAUAUGAAUUCCUAGUACAGAGAAUGGGAGGUCCUCCUCUCUAUUCUCAAAGAAGAGGACAUCCUGCUCUAAUUGCUCGGCAUCGAGAAUUUCCUAUGACACAUGAAGCUGCGGAGAGGUGGUUACAUCACAUGAAACAAGCAUUGGAAAACACUUCAGAUAUAGAUCAUCAUUCCAAGAUCAUCAUGAUGAACUUUUUCAGGCACACUGCAUAUUUUCUUGUUGCUGGAGUUCAGCAAAACAAUCAAAACCUUCAUCCUUGCAAGGAUGCAGCUGGAAGCCACCCAUGUAAAAACUUUUAGCAUUCAUUUUUCUUUCUGUAAAAGGGACAACAAUCAGAUAUCAAUUAUUUAAUAUACUGUUUAUGUAUAUACUUUUUUAAAUCUAUCAAGCAUCAAUAAUUAUUGAUGUUCCUGUAUCAAACAAAAACAAUAUUGAUUAAUGAAUCCAAGACAUACACGAAUACAUCUA